Messenger RNA from Triticum aestivum (bread wheat), 3423 nucleotides. RefSeq lists its product as uncharacterized. The coding region runs from base 97 to 2967 and encodes 956 amino acids. The record is from RefSeq and is a predicted model, not a curated record. The transcript has 5 exons. NCBI's taxonomy places the organism in Eukaryota, Viridiplantae, Streptophyta, Magnoliopsida, Poales, Poaceae.
CUCCCACAUCGCUGCCUCCGCCAUCCUCCCACAUCGCUAGCUUCCCUCUCACGCUCCGGGCCGAGGAACCCACGAGCGCCAAAGCAGCCAGCUCCCAUGGGCCGCGGCCGUGCCAGGAGGCGCCCUCCGACACCCUCCGACUCCUCAUCGUCGGACGAGGAGCUCCUGCUGCCGGUCGGCGUGGAAUUGGACGAUGAGGACGAGGCGGACCAUGAGUCGGAGGACGACCACGAGCAGCUCAUACUACUUCCGGUCGGCGCGGAGGUGGAGGUGCGCAGCGACGACCCGGGCUUCGCCGGCUCCUUCUACGAGGCCACCGUCGCCGGCCACCUGCUCUCCGGCGGCCGCCGCGGGCGCUACACGGUGGAAUACACCACGCUCCUGGCCGACGACGGGGACGACGAGCCGCUCAGGGAGACAGCGGCCGCCGCCAACGUGCGACCGCGGCCACCACCGGUCGAGGAAAGGGAUAGGGAGUUCGCGGUCCACGAGAUGGUGGAGGCGUUCCACAACGACGGGUGGUGGGCCGGCGUGGUCUCCGCCGUCCUCCCGCGGCCGGUGAUGGCCGGGGAUCGCCGGCAGCCGAGGGCGUACGUGGUCACGUUCCCCACCUCGCGGGAGACGCUGGAGUUCGGGGAGGCGGAUCUGCGGCCGCACCGCGUGUUCGAGGACGGCCGGUGGGUCCCGGCUGCAGAGGUGGACAAUGGAAGUCCUUUGUUCGGUGAGGGAAACCAAGUUGAAGUGAGUGGAAAAUCCUUCGGCGCAUCCUGGAGUCCAGCUACUGUUCUUAAAGUGAUUGGUGCUACAAAUUUUCUAGUAGAGUACAUGCAUAUUGAAAAUGACGGGGAAUUGGCCACUGAGAUUGUCGAUUCUCAAGAUAUUCGGCCAGCACGCGCCAUCACCCGUAUGGACUCCAAGUACAGAUUUUCUCCUUCUUCUCAUGUCGAGGUCCAUCAUGAAGAUAGUUGGUGGCCUGGUGUUAUUGUUAAGGUUUUAGGUAGUGGAAUCAACAAGAAGUAUGUGGUGAAAUUGAAGAAUCACGAGACAGACAUGGAAGACGUGCAACCUGUGGAUGUUUUGACGGUUCAAAAUACGCAACUAAGGCCACGGUUUGACUGGGACGGUAAAAAAUGGGUACGCUGCGUGAAAGAGCCUUCACACCAAAAUUAUGUCCAUGAGAUGCAUCCAUUUCAGAAAUCUUCUCGAAAAAGGCUAGUUUCCGCCUUGUAUGAUGACUCUGAUAAAAUCAGUAAUGAACGUGAUUCUCAUCGUGACAAAAAGUUGAAGAAUGAAGAUGUGAUAUCAGGAAAAAAAUCUCCUCUUUCUCUGUCCAUUUGCAAUGAGAGCAAUGAAAUUACUCAUAAUCAACGGAAUGCAGUAUUGGCAUUACGGUCUAAGCUAUCACUUCCUUCACUGCCACCAAUGACAGCAUUUAACCAGCUGAGUUCAUCUUCACUUGCUCCAAGCUGUCAUCUGGAACAAUCAUCCUCUCAGAUGAUUAUCAUACCCUAUACGCCACAAAGUGGACAGUUACGAGCUUCCUUAUUUGGAGAGUUACGGGCUGCUGAAGCUAUUGAUGAAGAGAGCAACAUCAUAGCUGUCUCUGAACACUUAGAUGAACUGCCUAAGGAUGUGACUGCUGGAUGCGGAAUACUUCCAAAAAUAAAUAUGGCAAGUCACAUUGACAUCAGAGGUUCACAAGAGGGUAGUGUAAUAGAUGAUCUUCAGCAAGGAGGCUAUGUUGGUGAAACUAGUGUUGAGCAGGACACUGGUGGAGAAUUAUGUCAGAGGUAUUUGGCUAUGGCUGAUAAUGCCAACGUUCCUUUGUUGCCUUCAGCAGAGAGUUGUGAAGCUAAUUUGCACGACAACCGGCUCUCCAAGGACAACACAGCAGCUUCGGUGGAGUGUGUUACUUGUUAUGCUGCUCCAGCCGAGGACUUGUCUCUUAUACCUACUUUAGAUGGUGUUGUACCAUUAGAGUGGGAUUUGGAGGUCAAUAUAACUGAAGAUAUGGAUGAGGCGAACCAUCAAGGGAGUGUAGUUGGGUUAGCCAGCAAUGGGCAUCAUAAUCAGUAUACUAGUGUUCACUGUCCAUUCUCAGCCACAUCUUUAACUGCACUUGAGGAUGACAUGAUUACCACUGAAAGUCCAAGCGGGGAGUUCUUAUGCAGUAGCCAAUCCAUCGAGAAGUCGACAGUAACUCGGUUGUCUUCUGUUGGCAUGAACAAUUAUAGUGUGACAGAACCUGUCGAUGAUAGCUUGGCCAUAACAAAUGGUGUGGAGGGUACACCAGUACCCAGGUAUGUUGCAAGCAGAACAAAUGAUUCUGCCUUUCCCUUGUCGCCGGAAUCUCUAGCGGUGCAUGAGAGUACCAUGGACACGAACAGCCGCCUUUCAGGAUCCUUGGCAUUCCAGCAUCUUCCAUUUGUGAAGACCUCCCCAAUGUGGGCGCAUCUCGAGGCACUGGAAAUUUUCAGGAAAGCGCCACAGCGGCCACAUUUUCGUCAUUUCCAGCAGUAUUGUCCAGAGCUCCGCGAAGGGAUGGCAUUAGGUUUGAUGCACUCUUUUGCCAAUUUAGCAGAAAGCAUAAACAUGCUGGAUGUUCAGGGUGACAAAGAACUACUACUCGAACAGAAGAUGAAGAGCCUCGCUUUGCUCGAGGAGAAUGGUUUCGAUGUCACGUACCUGAGAUCACGCGUGGAAGCUUUACUCAAAGCAGAUAAUAGUCGCGUCGAAGAGCUGGAGGAGAAGAUUGCCCGCAUAGAAACCUACGACCAAGAACUCGGCACGCGAGUUCGCGCGCUGGCUAUGACAGUCCAUCGUCUCGAGCUACAUGCAUAUCUUAUGCGCAACAUGAUGCGGUCUGCCAUCACGCGGAAGAUGAGCAAUGCUGUGAAGAUCUCAAGACUCAAAGCAGAAGCAAACGAUCUUGAGAGAUCGUAUCUUUCCAACGCCGCGCCUCGGUGAGUUUGGUCUAUGGUGGGAGCAUGCACGCACGCUUGUGAAUAGGUAGUUACCGCAACACCCAGCUAGUUGUUGUGUAGAUACUACUAGUUCGUAGUGCUAUCCUGCAGUUCGCCGUGCGACGGGCGAAUGGUUGUGUAGAUAGUUCGUAGUGCUAUAUAUCCUGCGGUUCGCCGUGCGACGGGCGAGUCUUUUGUGUAUGUUGUUGCUCUCGUAUGUUACAGGCAGCCAUCUGUGGAGUACCGUGUAAGCUGAACCUGGACAGUGUGCUUGGGCUACUGAAGUCACCUUUGGUAUUGUGUAUAUCUCAUAGUAGUGUGCUGCUCUGUCUGUGAUUCAGCGUCUUCAGCAGCGAGCCAGUCUAGACUGUGGUUAUGCUCAAAACAUGCAUGUUUGGAAUUGAAUCCUGUCGUCGUCUGAAUACCAUUUUGUUGACGACUACGGUGGCAUGGUUAUGGA